UAUCAUCCGAACACUCUGCUCAUCUCCUGCUCCAGUGGGUCCUCUACAAGCUUCAACUGCAGCCAGACGCUGGUCCUCCCAAACAGAUCCACUAAGGCUGCAUUGUUCCCCAGUCAGAGAUAAAAAGGUGUGGACUUAAGGUGACCUUACUCACAUCCUCGCAGAUAUGACAGCUCAACAUCUGUGUGUCUGCCUGCUGGCCGUUGUGUUAACUGUGACUAGUGCGGAGAAGCCAUCGGUGUCUGAUGGGGAUGGUGCCAUCCUGUUGACAAACUUCCCCUUUGAGGCCAGCAGUCCAGAUGCAGGAGACAAGGAUGCUGGCGAGGGAAUAGGGCAAGCAGUCCCAGGAGCUGUGCAGGUGUCUGACGUAGGCCAGGGGAACACUCUGGCUCCUGUGCUGCUGAGUGAGGACGCACUCUCUCGUCUCCUGCAAGGUUCUGAGCAGGAGCAGCAAGAUGUUGGAGAAGAUGAGGACAAGCUGGAGGAAGAGGAAGAGGAGGCAGGGAGGAGUUCAGAGUCAGAGACACCAGUAGCUUUGGACUACACUGCCAACAGUGAGGCUGUAGACCCUUCGCCCACCAAGGUGGAGGAGACCAGCAAGGCCGAGGACGAAGAGAAGGUUGGGGCGGAGCUACCCACAGCCAUGGCAGACUACGAUUCCCAGGAGUCUUUGGAAGAAGCUGAGGACCCCAGAGAGGGAAGCCAAGAGGCUGACCAGGCUGUACCUGUAGAGGUUUCUGAAGAUGAGCAGGAGGAGGAACUCUGGGAUACUGAGAAACGCGAAUGCUACAAAGGGCCUGAGGCAGAGAAAGGCACCAGUGAUAGAGGUAGCCAUGCUAAAGGCAGCAGGAGGAAGGCUGGGCACAUGAGGAAGGAGCAGAACUCCUCUCAGAGUGGCCAGGCCUCUGGGAGUGAGGUGUCCAGUGGGCGUGCUCAAAGACCAGAACCUGAAAAAGGACCAGACAGCAAACUCAACAUGGAACACAAGGGAAAGAGGAGGCACAAGAAGUGGACCUCUCUGGUAGGACUGAACCCUGUGCAAAUCUGGGCCUCGGUGAGCCUGCUCCCCAGGAGCAAACCCAUGGCUCGAGCCAGACCCGGCCCCAGGGGGCAGGACGCCCCAGCCGAUCCAUGUGAGAACUUCCCCUGUAAAUCGGGCAGGAAGUGCAAGUUGAACGAGGAGAUGGAGCCCAGCUGCUUGUGUCAAGAACCUGCACAGUGCCCUUCUGAGAAUCUCACUGAGCUGGAACACGUGUGUGGAACAGACAACCAGACAUACCAGACGUCCUGUCACCUGUUUGCCACUAAGUGUCAUCUGGAAGGCACUAAGAAAGGCCACAGGCUGCACCUGGACUACAGCGGCCCCUGUAAAUUUAUCCCGCCAUGCUUAAACACAGAGCUGCAGCAGUUUCCCCUGCGUAUGAGGGACUGGCUGAAGAACAUCCUCCUUCAGCUGUACGAGCAUGACUCCGUCACCCCCGGCCUCCUCACAGCUAAGCAGAGGGCCAGGGUCCAGAAGCUGCAUGACAGUGAGAGACGUCUCCAUGUUGGCAGCCAUGCCGUCGAGCUGCUUGCUCUAGACUUUGAGAAGAACUACAACCUGUACAUUUAUCCAGUGCACUGGCAGUUCGCACAGCUCGAUCAACAUCCCACAGACAGGGUGCUCACACACUCAGAGCUGGCACCCCUCCGUGCCUCUCUCGUUCCCAUGGAGCACUGCACUUCUGUCUUUUUCCGCCGCUGCGACACGGACAGAGACAGGCUGCUCUCUCUCAGGGAGUGGUGUCAAUGUUUCGGCCUCAAGCACGAGGACAUGGAGAGACAACUGCUUUUCUGACCGUGAAUCACCUCACCAACACAGUCAUAGCACCAACAGACAGAAGGACCAGGACAGGCAUGUUGUGCGCACACUGAGACUGGUGUCACAUCACAGGUCAACGGGUUCAGGGAACAGUGAGGAGGUACACGGAUGGAACCUUACGUUAUGCCUACAGCUUCAGAUAGAGGACAAGAAUGUCUGUGGUGAAGAAAACCUUUGAGAAAAAUGAUCUAUAAAUGUAGCUGACAUAAGAAACAUCCCUAACCCUAACUCUAGCCUAACCUUAACCCUAACCCUAACCCUAAACUAACCCUCACCCAACCUUGGCUGCAGGAAAGAAAGUGAUAAGUAGUUAAUACAUGACUGCAUUCUUCAUUCUAAUACCUAAUAACAGAGAGAUUGUGUUUCUGUACAUUGCAACAGGGGAUAUGUUUACACAAUAGUAGUAUGCA
Messenger RNA from Electrophorus electricus (electric eel), 2271 nucleotides. It is a transcript of the gene sparcl1, whose product is annotated as SPARC-like 1. Gene Ontology annotation, molecular function: extracellular matrix binding; protein binding; collagen binding. Gene Ontology annotation, biological process: anatomical structure development. Lineage: Eukaryota; Metazoa; Chordata; Actinopteri; Gymnotiformes; Gymnotidae. The record is from RefSeq and is a predicted model, not a curated record.